Messenger RNA from Capra hircus (goat), 761 nucleotides. It is a transcript of the gene TMEM223, whose product is annotated as transmembrane protein 223. Gene Ontology annotation, biological process: nervous system development. Bases 28 to 636 code for a protein of 202 amino acids. The transcript is spliced from 2 exons. Lineage: Eukaryota; Metazoa; Chordata; Mammalia; Artiodactyla; Bovidae. Gene Ontology annotation, cellular component: mitochondrion. The record is from RefSeq and is a predicted model, not a curated record.
GCCCCGGAAACGGCUCCGCGCAGCGCCAUGGCGGCGCCCGGGCGGCGGUGGUCUACGCUGCUGUUCCGAGCGCUGCAGUCCCUGCCCGCUCGCCGGGCCCUGCAUGACACGGCUCCGCCACGGGAUGUGCUGCUCUUCGAGCACGAACGGGGCCGCUUCUUCACCCUCCUCGGGCUGUUCUGCGCUGGCCAGGGGGUCUUCUGGGCUUCCCUGGCCAUUGCCUCCUUGGCCCGUCCCCCAACCCCGGUUCGUCCAACAGACGCCGAGUCCCCAGACCGUGGCCGCUUGGACCUGCGCUCAACACUCUGGCGCUACGGCCUUGCCGUCGGCUGCGGUGCCAUCGGUUCCCUGGUACUUGGUGCUGGUCUUCUCUUUUCCCUCCGCUCUGUGCGCUCAGUGAUGCUACGGGCUGGAGGGAAGCAAGUGACCCUCACCACUCAUGCCCCCUUUGGCUGGGGUGCCCAUUUUACGGUUCCCUUAAACCAGGUAUCUUGCAUGGCCCACCGGGGAGAAGUGCCUGCCAUGCUGCCUCUGAAAGUCAAAGGCCGACGCUUCUACUUCCUCUUGGACAAAGCUGGACAUUUCCCCAACACGAAACUUUUUGACAACACUGUGGGUGCCUACCGUAGCUUGUGAAGAAGCAACUAAGGUUCAGAAUAAAAACUGAACCUUAGGGAUGGGGUGACAACCAGGGUCACACAGGGGGCCCAGAAUUCAUUAACAGCAAAUAAAAGAGCAGUCGUUCCAAGGGCAGCUACCUG